AUGGAAAGAAUAGUAUCGUCAACUCGGCCACAAAUAGUCCCGUUUAUUCAAGUAUCAUCUCCAACUUAUUUUCGAAAAAUCAAUAAUAUAGUUUGGUCGUUGACAUUAUUUGUAUUUUUAAUAGGAUUCUAUAUCGGUUUAAUUCCAUUUAUGUGUGGUCUUUGUCUUGCGAGAUUACGCAAUAGCAUUGCAGAUGAAAUAGCACUUAAAACUAAUAAUAUAGAACUCGAAGAAUCUCUUGUUAAUAUAAAUAACGACAAAGAUCAAUUUUUUCACUGUUUUAUGAAUAAUACAACAUUUGAUGAAUUAGAAAUUUUGUUGAAGAAACAACAAUAUCAAUUAAAACAAGACCAGAUCUUCAAAAACAUACGAACUAUAUUGAAUUGUUUAUCAAUUAUUAAUUUAAUUAUUGCAUUCGUUAUAUGGAGUGGAUUAAAAUUAAUUAUUUUCAAUUCAUUUAUUACUUUUUUACUCCUAUUUGGAUCGAUUUGUGUUGUCAAUCAAAUACAUAUGAUUUAUUUUCAAUUAUCAGUUUUAAUUACAUAUACAUUUGUAUCUUUUCCAUCAUUUUAUAUUAUAAUAAUCGACAUGAUAGAACUAAAUCAGAGACAAACAUAA
Molecule: messenger RNA, 618 nt
Organism: Rotaria sordida
Lineage: Eukaryota; Metazoa; Rotifera; Eurotatoria; Philodinida; Philodinidae
Source: the annotation of a GenBank genome assembly